Molecule: messenger RNA, 4472 nt
Organism: Cottoperca gobio
Lineage: Eukaryota; Metazoa; Chordata; Actinopteri; Perciformes; Bovichtidae
Product: hexokinase-1-like
Biological process (GO): glucose metabolic process; intracellular glucose homeostasis; glycolytic process
Cellular component (GO): mitochondrion; cytosol
Molecular function (GO): D-glucose binding; mannokinase activity; fructokinase activity
Source: RefSeq, a predicted model, not a curated record
UGCAGCUAAACUUGCUGUCUCACUCAUGCUUCCUGGCUUCACUCACAUGCUCAGAGAGGGAAGAGCUGCAGAGUCUUAGCCGCACAUGAAGAAGCUCCGACUAUUUUAAACCACGUCGGAUUGGACUCAGGAUAUUUGUGUAUCUCUUGCGGCGUGUGACAGAUAGUAUGUACUAAGUGUAGCCACAGCAGAGCUUGAGUUCUUUUGUUUUACCUUUUUAUUUAGGGUUUUUCUCCAUCUGACUGUAGGGGGUCGUGUGUGUGUGUGUAUAUUUGAGUGAGUCUGCAUGUGUGUGUGAGAGAGAAAGAGCACCAGGAUGAUUGCGGCCCAGCUACUAGCUUAUUACUUCACUGAACUCAAGGAUGAUCAGGUUAAAAAGAUCGAUAAGUACCUGUACUCCAUGCGUUUCUCUGAUGAGACGUUGAAGGAAAUCACGCAGCGGUUUCGGAGGGAGCUGGUCAAAGGACUGGGGCGGGACACUAACCCCACUGCCGUCCUGAAGAUGCUGCCUACGUUUGUGCAGUCGAUCCCUGAUGGCUCAGAGAAGGGAGACUUCAUUGCGUUGGAUUUAGGAGGCAGUAACUUCAGGAUCCUCCGUGUCAGAGUGAGCCAUGAGAAGAAACAGACCGUUCAGAUGGAGAGUCAAAUCUACGACACACCUGAGGACAUCAUUCACGGCAGUGGAACAAGACUGUUCGACCAUGUGGCAGAGUGUCUCGGUGACUUCAUGGAAAAACACAACAUCAAAGACAAGAAGCUCCCAGUUGGAUUUACCUUCUCGUUUCCCUGCCAGCAGACCAAACUAGAUGAGGGCUUUCUGAUAACUUGGACAAAGCUUUUCAAGGCUAGUGGCGUGGAGGGCAUGGAUGUUGUGAAGCUGCUCAACAAAGCUAUUAAGAAGCGAGGAGACUAUGAAGCUGACAUCAUGGCAGUAGUGAAUGAUACCGUGGGAACGAUGAUGACCUGUGGUUUCGAUGACCGGCGCUGUGAAGUCGGCAUUAUCAUCGGUACGGGCACCAAUGCGUGCUACAUGGAGGAGCUGCGUCACAUUGACCUGGUGGAGGGAGACGAGGGCAGGAUGUGUGUGAACACUGAGUGGGGAGCCUUCGGAGACGACGGCAGACUGGAAGACAUCAGGACAGAGUUUGACAGAGAGAUAGACAGAGGCUCCAUCAACCCCGGCAAACAGCUGUUUGAGAAGAUGGUCAGUGGUAUGUACAUGGGGGAGCUGGUUCGUCUCAUCCUGGUGAAGAUGGCCAGAGAAGGCCUGGUGUUCGAGGGAAGGAUCACCCCUGAGCUUCUCACUAAGGGGAAGAUUGAGACCAAACACAUCUCAGCCAUAGAGAAGAGUAAGGAGGGGUUGGCCAAGACCAGAGAGAUUUUAAACAGACUUGGUGUGGAGCCCUCAAAUGACGACUGCAUCGCUGUGCAGCAUGUUUGCACCAUUGUGUCUUUCCGCUCUGCCAACCUGAUAGCUGCCACGCUGGCGGGCAUCCUGCUGAGGCUAAAGGAGAACAAAGGUGUGGCACGACUCCGAACAACUGUAGGCAUUGAUGGAUCUCUAUACAAGAUGCACCCACAAUAUGCCCGUCGUCUUCACAAGACCGUCCGUCGCCUGAUCCCGGACACUGAUGUACGAUUCCUCCUAUCAGAGGCGGGUAGUAGUAAAGGAGCAGCCAUGGUGACGGCUGUGGCCUACCGACUCGCCGAACACUCACGAGAAAUUGCCCAAACACUGUCCGAAUUCCGCCUGUCGACCAAACAACUGCUGGAGGUAAAGAAGAGAAUGAGGACCGAGAUCCAAAAUGGCCUUUCAAAGAGCACUCAGGACUCUGCUACUGUCAAAAUGCUGCCAACCUUUGUAAACAGCACUCCUGAUGGCUCAGAGCAUGGGGAUUUCCUGGCUUUGGAUUUAGGAGGAACCAACUUCCGAGUUCUGUUGGUUAAGAUUCGUUCUGGUAAGAGGAGAACAGUGGAGAUGCACAACAAGAUCUACGCUAUUCCUCUAGAAGUGAUGCAGGGCACAGGAGAGGAGUUGUUUGAUCACAUUGUACAGUGCAUCAGUGACUUCCUGGACUACAUGGGGAUGAAGAACGCUCGUCUUCCUCUGGGCUUCACCUUCUCGUUCCCCUGCCGUCAGACCAGCCUGGACGCUGGAAUCCUGGUGACAUGGACUAAGGGCUUCAAGGCGACAGACUGUGAAGGAGAAGAUGUGGUGGGCCUGUUGAGGGAUGCCAUCAAGAGGAGAGAGGAAUUUGACCUGGAUGUAGUGGCCAUAGUGAACGACACAGUGGGAACCAUGAUGACCUGCGCCUACGAAGAACCCAACUGUGAGAUUGGACUCAUCGCUGGCACUGGCAGUAAUGCAUGUUACAUGGAGGAGAUGAGGAACAUCGAGAUGAUAGAUGGAGAUGAGGGACAGAUGUGUGUCAACAUGGAGUGGGGGGCUUUCGGAGACAACGGAUGCCUUGACGACAUCAGGACAGAAUAUGACCGUUCUGUGGAUGACUUCUCCCUCAAUCCAGGCCAACAAAGAUAUGAGAAAAUGUGCAGCGGCAUGUAUCUCGGUGAAAUUGUACGAAACAUCCUGAUAGAUAUGACCAAGAAAGGAUUCCUGUUCAGAGGACAGAUUUCUGAAACUCUCAAGACAAGAAGCAUCUUCGAAACAAAGUUCCUCUCACAGAUAGAAAGUGACAGAUUGGCUUUGCUGCAGGUGAGAUCCAUCCUGCAGCACUUGGGGCUGGACAGCACCUGUGAUGAUAGUAUUAUAGUCAAAGAGGUGUGUGGAGCAGUGUCACAUCGUGCAGCGCAGCUGUGUGGGGCAGGAAUGGCGGCCGUGGUCGAUAAGAUCAGAGAGAACCGAGGAGUGGACCAUCUGAACAUCACUGUAGGGGUGGACGGGACACUCUACAAACUACAUCCACAUUUCUCCGGGGUCAUGCACCAGACAGUGAAAGAACUGGCUCCGAAGUGUAGCGUCAACUUCCUGCUGUCGGAGGACGGCAGUGGGAAAGGAGCUGCACUCAUCACAGCCGUGGGCUGCAGGAUAAGACAGGAGCUGAACAAUAAAUAGAAAAUAUAUCUCUGUCUCACUGUUACCUCCCCAUUGUUCGGUGUUUCCCCUCUCUCCUCCUUCCUUUUCUUUCCCCUUGUCUCCUGUCCUCCUGAAUCCAGCCAGUCCAGUCAACGUAUCGCGCACUUGUAGCUGCUUUAGCCCGUCUUCAUGACAGAGAGGAGAUACUUUUCUCUGCUGUGUUAGCUAGCAGAGAGCCAGGCACUAUGUUGUAGUUAGAUUAUGUUUAACUAUUGUAACAAUACCCAGACUCUUAAUGUGUCUGAGGUUAAAUGUAUAGCGGUGAAACACACACAUUUAAACCUGUAAAAGAGUCCACACACUCCUGUAAUGCUCUCAUGAUGCUAUCAUUGCCAUGUGAAGGAUUCCUCUCAUGAUUCUGUUUCAAUAUACCAAGUACAACCAUUUCAAGAUCAGUUUCAAUAAGCAUGCAACAUGUUCAGUAGACGCAGGGACAUCAAAACCAAACGUAUCCAAAGCGUGUUUGCUGUCUCUACAAGAUGUAAAAGGUAUAUUAAAAUGUUUAAUAUCUUACCCAAAUAUGAUACAAUAUGUUAUACAGACAUUGUUGCUAUUUAUUUUAUUUUUGUAUUGCGCAGUUAAAAAAAAAAAGAAAGUAAUGAGGCACACAGAGGAAGCCAUCGUUAAAGUCCACUCAGUCGGUACCUGUCCUGUAGAGGAGGAUUUAAUCAACAGUGUCAGAGCAGAAGGGUGGAAAAAGGGAGACUUUUACUGUGCUUGAUCUGCAGGAGAUGUCACAUGCUUACUAAAUGUGCAGAUUAGGUCUAAUUUAUGAGAGCAACCUUACUGUAAUGUGCUCUACUGUAAAAUAUGUCCAAAGAGCAAUUGUAUGUUAAGUAGAAAUCCUGUUAUUGGUUCUAAGCUAUUGAUAAGUGCUUGUUGUUUUGUCAAGAAGUGCUGGCUACCCUCACCCUCAGUGAGACGUACCAGUUACUUCCUAACAGCCAUGAAACAGGAAUGCGGUGCUAACAUAGAUUCCAGUGGAAAAGCUACGGCCAAACUGUAUAUCAAGAAUAUUACAGUAUAGCACUCUCUCUACGCCGUUACGCUCCUGAAGACUCAGGAGGGUGUUUAAGUGAAGUGCUGUAUGGUUCAUUCAAGUAACACAUUCAUGUAGCGUCAUGUGAUUUUUAAUAAUAUGUUUUUGCUGUUAAUGAUACUCGUUAAAAGACGGGUGAAUUUAUUCACUGGUGUUUUUCUGAGACAUAUUUUCAUUGUAGAAGCGUCCCUGAACAAAAGCUUAUACAAGAUGGCUGGCCUCUCCAGCGGGUCCUAAACUAGUAGAAGAGCUUUUGGACUUUAAUCUCUUUGCUUCUGUUCAUAAAACCCAGACUGAAUCUGUCAUUCAAUAAACAAAGACAAACUUGUGUCAAUCCAA